This is a messenger RNA of Drosophila serrata, 3966 nucleotides long. RefSeq names its product debra (gene dbr). NCBI's taxonomy places the organism in Eukaryota, Metazoa, Arthropoda, Insecta, Diptera, Drosophilidae. Gene Ontology annotation, molecular function: zinc ion binding. The record is from RefSeq and is a predicted model, not a curated record. Gene Ontology annotation, cellular component: nucleus.
UUUCGUUUUCGUUUCUCGUCGCGACGCAAGUGCUGGUGAAAUCGUUGUGGCAAAAGCCUAUUUAAAGCUGAUAAAAAUUACUGCAAUGGCCCCGUGUCCAAGUUAGGAGGCUUUUUGGACAGCCGAAACUCUAUUUAAUAACAUUAACACAAAGAGUUUAAGGGAAAAUAUAUUUUCCUCGAAAAACAUAGCAUAGCGAGUGCGGACAACGUUAAAAGAAGAAAGCAAAACGUGAGUUGAACAGAGAGUAAGAAGAUCGUUUCUCUCCCUCUCUCUCAGCCCUCUACUUGCGGACUUGCGCUCUCUUUACCUUCGCUGUUCAAUACGGAAUACAGUUUGUUAUUAUUUGUUUUUCAUUCUGCCGUUUGUUUUCCGCGCUCUCGGAUAGUUUCGCUCAGUCUCGCCGAGGCGCGCGACUUUCUCAAAUUGCAAGUGUAAAAUAGUACGAAAUGUAGUAUGAAAGGCAAGCCGCAUUAGUAUACGAUAGUGUGUGUAAAUUCGGUGUGAACGCGAAGUGAGCGGCUCGGGACGACGCAUUCGUUUAUUUUCCGCCCCGUGGGAGAUUUUGUUAAAUGCAUUUCGUCUUCGCCAACGGCACGUUGCGUGCGGUGCUUUGAUUCUGGAGGUGAAAGGGCGACUACACUGUACAGCGUGGAGCUGCAAGAGCAGUGUGAAGCUAACAUGGAUGCACAGUUCGAGCACUUGUGCCGCAUUUGCGCGGCCAACACGAAGAGCAAGACCAACUCCGUUGUGGAGAGUGUGUUCAUCUUCAAGACCCGAGGCCUCAAGGAUAAGAUAUCGCGACACCUCUAUCUGAACGUGGCUGAAGACGAUCCACUACCCAAGGUGCUCUGCAAGUCGUGCUACCGACAGGUGGAGGCUACGGCCUCGCUUUCAAACAUUGCCAAGCACACUCAGCUUGUGUUCCGGGACUUUCUACUCAGCACUUUGCCCAAAAAUGCACGAGAAGCAGCCGCCGCACGACUUAGCGUUCCUCCAGCGGCCCAGCUGGCUGAAAGAAGCGAGGACAACCUUGCACAGAUCGACGAGUUCCGCCCUAUUAUACUAACCCACGUGCCGGAGACCACCAUCACAGUGUCCAACCCGCAACCUGGGAACCGACCUCAGGAAGGCGGCGGCAACCUUGAUACUAGAUCCAACAAGGCAGAUGAAUUUCGCCCUAUUUUACUGACUCGUGUGCCGGAGACUACUAUCACAGUGUCUAAGCCGAAGACUGGGACUACACCUAAAGAUGAUGGUGUAGUCGUCAGUAAAGUCAGGGAGCAUAGAGAAAGUGUUUUGCCUCCUAGUAUUGCAACUGGAAACAGCAAUUUGCUGCCGACACGUCGCAGUAGCGUCUUUGUGGAUUCUCGCUACGGAUCGGCGCCGAUGUCGAUUGCACAGCGUUCUAUGCAGCAUUUGCCUUCUUUGGUGCCUCUAACAUCCGAGGUAUCGGCAACAAGUGUCUCCAAAAAGAACCCAGAAAGGAAACUCUCGCCAGCCGGUGUAAUAAACUUCAUUCAGACACACGGACGCAUUACCGGCAACGUCGCAGUGGUCGGCAAAAUUGACAACUCGGAAAACACCAGAACUAGGACGGCGAUACCAGUUGCGCCAACUACUAAUGCGCAAGGGACCGGGAUGGCAAAUCUGCCCAGCAACGUGUUACAACAAAAACGCAGAAAUCUUAAAAACGCCUUGAAUAACAUCAAAGCCAUAAACAGCGGGCAGAUGUCCCUUCUUAAGUCGGCACAAGUCCGGAACCCAGUCGAUGAUAUUCAGCCCUCUGUGACAGCAACAGUAGUUCCUCAAGAAGCCCUGUACGGGUGUGAGCCCUCGGUAGAGGAAGCGUUGCCGGAGCACAUGAUCUUUGCUGCGCCAAAGAAGAAGCGGGAGGACGAAGAGACGGUGGUUCAGGCGGUUCCGCCAAAGUUAAAGAAAGGCGUGCCGGCAAGUCAAGCCAAGUCACUGCCGUUGGCGCUCGACCUGAUUGAAUCAUCGGCCGGCCGCUCACACGUUUCAGCCCCGACAAAAUCAAUGCCAAAUGUAAAAAGCCUCACAGAUGCCAUUUCCUUGGGUAGCGUUAUAAGGGAUCCGGAUUUGUUGAUGCUAAUUCUUAAAGCAUUGAAGUGGCCAGUAUCUGCCGGGAACUGUGAAGAGCAAAUGGCUCGACUGAAAUGCUCAAAGUUUGCUGUUAUAAUGUCGGAUACCAACCUCCUACAGGACACGGACCUCACACAGCUUCUGGGUCCCUAUCUGGGCCCCAUGCUGGCGGUUGUUCAACAGCAAGAUAAACAGGCGGCUUCACCGGCUAUCGCGACUUCUGGUCCGAACAGUUCCCUAUCAGCCACAAAGGAUUUACUAAACCUUACAGACCUAUCCAGUGCAAUGCCUUACAAACUACCGCCAGAGACGUCGGUUCAGCUAGUACCUUCCAGUCCCACAGAGCUGGAAGACCCCCCUCUGCGACCCACGAAGUCGAUUAGCGUAUCUCCUGUGAAACGAUCACAGCGAAAAGCACGGGUUCGCGAGCGACCAGCCGGUCAGCCACCAGCUUCAACUUCGAAUGCAGCGCAUGUGAGCAGCGAGCUAUUGAAUAUCGACGCUAUGCUUUUAUCACAAUUUGGAUCAAAUCCAGCCGACGCGCUUAACGAGGCCCUUAUCUCACUGCUUAAGCAGCAGCAUGAGUCAAAAGAAAAACGUAGUUCCCGCCGACGACGUAGUCCAUCAAACAGUGUGGUUAAUUUAGAGGAUAUUGUGCUAGUCGAGCCACAGCCGCUGGAGCCGGAAUCACACGUUUCGGGUGACACCGUGGAUGUCGUAGAUGACCGUUUGGCUAAGCAACCCCCCCAAACAGAGCCACCUGCAAUUACACGACCAAUUGUUAAGAGGCGUAGGACCGUCGUUCAGGCCUUAAAGUCGCCUGGAACUGUAGGGCGUAGCAAUAGGGACUCGUCCCCCACUAUGACUUUAAAAUCAUCUUCUACCGGUAUCCCUGAGGAAUCCCAGCAAUCGGAAAAAACUGUUCAACAAGUGAUACAAUCAAUUAAAGAACCGACGGCUGAGCCGUCCCAGGCACCCACAAGCACAGUGCCAGAGGCUGCGAGCCAACUCGCCGAUACUCUACCAGCAAUUGCGCAAGAGCUUCCUGAAGCCAUUGAGGCUUCUCCGUCGAAUGGAGCUAGUGGAGAUACGGAAAACGACAAAGCAGACACGGCACCCAUUCGCAAGUCGGAGGGUAAGGCUGCGCUCGGCCAAAAGCUGCUUGAGGCGAUCGGACUUCCCCAGCUUGGCAAGGAUGUUGCGCCAGAGAGCUCGCGCGACACCCUUAGGAGCGCCCUGAAGCGAUCACUGAAGCAAGCGCAGGAACAACAGCAGCAACUGAAGCGUGUGAAGCAGGAGGAGCCCGUGAAGCAACUGGCAGAUUCUACGACCAAGCUCAGUGCGGCCGAAUCGGCGGAUGAGCGCAAGAAAGUGAUUGCGGAACGAGAGCUGGCACUGCUGAAGCGCAAAACGACAACAUGCGGGGAUGACACCAAGUUAUCCGUUAAGGACGAGAAAUCUGAACGCACCGAUGUGACUUCUUCCUCAUCUCGCAAUCGCCGGAGCCGUAAAUCCAAGACGGACGCAACAGGUGACUCGGGCGAUGAAGAAAGGAAAUUGGAUCGAUGGGACGACGAUGACGAGUUGCCGUUGAAGACGGACGCUGAAAAGGCUAUGGAACGAAGCAGCAGCAGCACCACUAACAUCCGGCCGCCACGCACAAGCAAGAGCUUGUCUAAGUAUUACAAGGGACCGUCCCCCAAGUCUCAGCAUGCCAUGGGUACGCGUUCUACACGGCAGCGAUAAUUACUUUCUGGCCACAACAUUUUUUUUCACAUAUGAAAUAUGAGGAAUUAUUUUUGAAAAAUGAUAAAUAAAUAGCAUAAGUAUUUUGGAAAGAUUCAACUUCAACUUCAAGGCAAA